CAACACCGCCAGACAUGACUGUGAGCCCGUCGGACAGAAUCGUGAUCGUCGGCGGCGGCGUCUUCGGCAUAUCCACCGCGUACCAUCUCCUCAAGCGAGGAUUCACGGAUGUUACUGUGCUCGAGAGGGCGUCUACCGUCCCAGCUCCGGACGCAGCGAGUUCUGAUAUUAACAAAAUCGUUCGGAGCUCGUAUGCGGACUCGUUUUACACCCGUCUUGCUCGCGAGGCGAUCGCAGAAUGGAAGAAAGUCGAAGAGUGGGGUGAUACAUACCAGGAAUGCGGAUGCGUCAUGUUGAGUGCCGGCAACGUCGCCUCGUACACGGACGACGCAUACCACAAUGACAUCGCGUCCGGGGCACGUAUCGAGACACUUGAGAAUGUCACCGCCAUGCGCGCCCUCUUCCCUCCCGAUGUACGCUUCGCCGCCGACGCCGGUCCGGAUACCAUCCGCCAUCUCAACGGGUACAUUAAUCGCGACGGAGGUUGGGCGAAGGCCACUCAAGGCGUCGCUAUGAUGGCGGAAAAGGUUCGUGGAAUGGGCGGGAAGAUCCUACAUGGGAAGGGCGUGGCGAGCUUGGUCAAAGAGGCCUCCCGAACAGUGGGGGUCAAAUGUCAAGAUGGUGAAGUUAUUCCAGCCGCGCUAGUCGUGCUAGCAGCCGGCUCUUGGACAGCUUCGACAUUUCCCGAGUUGGAUCUCGACACUAGAUGCCUUGCCACCGGCCAGACCGUUGCUACCAUCCAGCUCACUGAGGAAGAAGCUGCACGCUAUCGUGCCUGUCCUGUCAUUCUGGAUUUCGGUUCUGGAUUCUACAUGUUUCCGCCCAACCAGCAGAAUAUAGUCAAACUCGCCAUUCACUCGACCGGCUUCACGCGUACUGUCCCCACGCCUGUCCCCGAUGCUCCUACAGGGUCGCAAAGGAAUAUAUCAACUCCAAGGACAAUCACGAGCCACGGCAACGACGGUCUGCGGAUCCCGCGGUCCUCGGUGAAGGCUUUGCGGAGCUUCCUGCGCCAGGUGUACCCUGAGCUCGGCAAAAAACCGUUCAGCGGGACACGACUAUGUUGGUACACUGACUCGCCCGACUCGGACUGGGUCAUCGGACCCCACCCAUCCGACGCCGGUAUCCUCCUCGCAACGUCCGGCAGCGGUCAUGCGUACAAGUUCCUACCUGUGAUUGGCCGCCUGGUCGCGGAUGCGGUACAAGGCGUCAUGGAUCCUGCGUUGGUGAAGAGGUUUGCGGUAGAUAGGGACAUUUUGAAAGAAGAUCGGACUCGUUUGCCGUCGAAUGAAAGAGGGUUCGGAGGUGUGCAGGAGCUUACGGAAGAUAUACUUUGUACGCCGGAAGAUCUACUGCCAUGAAUGCAGUGAUCUCAGGUGAUGAUACAUCAGCAUGGACUCCAGGCUCGAAUAGAAACUCCAUGUGAUCGACGC
Messenger RNA from Punctularia strigosozonata HHB-11173 SS5, 1433 nucleotides. RefSeq names its product FAD dependent oxidoreductase. The transcript is spliced from 6 exons. Gene Ontology annotation, molecular function: flavin adenine dinucleotide binding; sarcosine oxidase activity. The record is from RefSeq and is a predicted model, not a curated record. Bases 15 to 1361 code for a protein of 448 amino acids. NCBI's taxonomy places the organism in Eukaryota, Fungi, Basidiomycota, Agaricomycetes, Corticiales, Punctulariaceae.